This is a messenger RNA of Orbicella faveolata, 1768 nucleotides long. Its product is annotated as single-strand DNA endonuclease ASTE1-like. The record is from RefSeq and is a predicted model, not a curated record. Lineage: Eukaryota; Metazoa; Cnidaria; Anthozoa; Scleractinia; Merulinidae.
UUUGAUGAACAUAUCUGAUUUUUACUGACUCAGACUCUUAAACCUUUUCAGGACGAUUCAAUCAAGAUGGGAGUUCGCGGACUUACCAGCUAUGUCAACUCAAUCGAAACUCUCUGGAAACGUCAGACCAAGCUCAAAAACACAAAACUUAUCAUAGACGGGUCCGGCUUAUGUAACGAUCUUUACAGGAACGCCUUCGACUGUCGACAUGGAGGCCAGUACGAAGAGUUCCACGACGCUGUACUUUCGUUUUUCAAUGCGCUUGAUUCUAACGGUGUAGAAUCCUUUGUAGUCCUCGAUGGUGCACAACAUGCAAGCGACAAAAAGUUAGAGACACGCAAGAAAAGGGCAAAUCAGAGGAUCGAAACAUCUUUUGCCUUAGCCGAGAAUCGGGCACCAGAAAACAGCGAAGACUUUCUUCUUCCGCUUUUGUCGAAGUUUGUGUUUCUGCAGGCGCUGAUGGAUCUCACGAGGGAUCACGGUGUCAAAUUCGCGGUCUGCGACAGCGAAGCAGACAAUGAAAUCGCCUCCUUAGCCAGCGCUUGGAACUGCCCUGUUUUAAGCAAUGACAGCGACUUCUUUAUCUUUGAUAUCAAAGGCGGCUACAUCCCACUUUCUUCUUUCAAUUGGAAAGCUGGUUUCUUAACUGCCGACAUCUUCUAUCGGGAAAAACUGGCAUCACACUUUGGAAUUAGCGAAGAAUUUCUUCCUUUGUUCGCUUCUUUGGUGGGGAAUGAUUACGUGAGUUCCGAGGCAUUGGCAGAGUUUAGACCCACACUGAAUUGCGGAAAAGCGUCAAGAUUUGCAAGCAUUGCUAACAUUCUGUCUCACUCCAGGACAGAAGAAGAGGCGCUCGAGUCUGCUCUACUAAUGGUAGAGUCAGUGGUAAGCAGAGAUAAACUAAGACAAGCUGUCAAGCAUUCUCUCCAGGAAUACAAGAUCACAGAGUCACAUUUGCUGCUCUAUGUCGACAGUGGUGUGGUCGACAGCUCCUUGAAGACUCAAAAUGGCCGUGAAAUUGAAGGAUGGAUUUUGCCCAAGUUUCGCAAGGGACUGUUCUCCGCCAAAUGUAUGAACGCCUUGACAACGGGGAAACACUUUCUCAGAACUCAGGUUGAAAACUGUCUGGAAGUAUCGGCUAAUCAGUGCUCUCAGCGCCUGAGGAAAGUCAUGUAUGGCAUUUUAAACGAUGCUGCAGCUCACGACGGGAGAGGAAAUAUAACGAUGGUCCAAGAAUGGGACAGAGAGGGCUUAGAGGUCAAGUCGUCAAAUGUGCCACCCUACCAAGAGGGCGUAGUCCCUGGAGUGAGUCUCAUUCCAAGCCUCAAGAAAGAUGAAAGAUUAGAGGUUUUGUUAAAUGCGCUUGAUUCAAACACAGCUUCCAUCAAGUCCUUGCCGGAGAAGUUUAAAUUAAUUGCAGCCUCACUUCGUUUUCUCGCAAGUAACGCACAGCCAUCGUUGCAGGGGAAUCACAUCACCGCCAUACUCUGCAGUUGUAUUAAACUAGAAGACGGCUCGUGGAAACAAUACAUGAAAAGCACAAUCAGUCAGUCGUUUGAUCGGCAAGCAGCACAAAGCUUUGCUCAGUGGCAGUGUGUUUUGAGAGAUGCUGUUCAUCUGAACUUUGUUUUGCUUGAGCCUGUUGAAACACCGUGUAUUCACAAAACGUUUAAUGGACAACUGGCGCACUGUCUACAGAGCGGACUUGAUCGAGGUGAGUCUUUUUCCGGAUGAAUGCUUGCUUGCUUCUUUUUCUCUAUUUCGGAGG